Molecule: messenger RNA, 498 nt
Organism: Coccomyxa subellipsoidea C-169
Lineage: Eukaryota; Viridiplantae; Chlorophyta; Trebouxiophyceae; Coccomyxaceae
Product: Homeodomain-like protein
Exons: 5
Biological process (GO): regulation of DNA-templated transcription
Cellular component (GO): nucleus
Molecular function (GO): DNA-binding transcription factor activity, RNA polymerase II-specific; RNA polymerase II cis-regulatory region sequence-specific DNA binding
Source: RefSeq, a predicted model, not a curated record
AAAACUGGAGCGCCGACUAGGCGCUCGGCUGUUGGAGGAUGGACGGCGGAGGAGGAUGAGGUGCUGCGGAGAGCUGUAUCCUACUACGGGGCGAAAAAUUGGAAGAAGAUAGCUGAGCAUUUUGAGGACAGGACUGACGUCCAGUGUCUCCAUCGAUGGCAGAAGGUUCUCAAUCCCGAGCUCGUCAAGGGGCCUUGGACUCCAGAGGAGGACCUGAAGAUCAUUGAGCUGGUGACACGGCUGGGAGCCAAGAGGUGGUCACUUAUUGCCAAGGAUCUGCCUGGCCGCAUUGGCAAGCAGUGCAGAGAGAGAUGGCACAACCACCUGGACCCCACCAUCAAGAGGGGAGACUGGACCAAGGAGGAGGAUAGCAUGCUGGUGGAGAAGCACGCAGAGUACGGCAACCAGUGGGCCAAAAUUGCGCAGUUCCUGCCCGGCCGCACAGACAACGCCAUCAAGAACCACUGGAACAGCACGAUGCGGCGCAAGGUGGAGAGC